AACACAAGCAGGGGGAGUGGGAGAGGAAGAAGCAGGCUCCCAGCAGAGAAGCCCAAUGUGGGGCUCUAUCCCAGAACGCUGGGAUCAUGCCCUGAGCCAAAGGCAGACGCUUAACGACUGCGCCACCCAGGCACCCCUGAGACAACCUCUCUUACUAACAUUUACUAUUCAGCCCCUGAGUUGUGGAGGAAGGCUGUGGCGUUCAGCCUUGGCCCGCACGGCCAGGCCAAGAGCAUCCCUGGAGUGGAGGGUGUUGGAAACCUAGCUAUCUGGAACAGCAUUUCUCAGGCGUGGGCCUGGGCCCACUGCCCCAGGUGCGCCGGGGUACAUACAAAAAUCAGGCUCCAGAAACUUACUCAGACUUCCUCGAUUUGAAUCUCAGAUGGGUGGAGCCUGGGGAUCUGCAUUUUAACAUAUCUCAGCUAUUCCUGGGGUCUAAGGUGAAAGCCACCGCUCUAGAUCCUUGGAGGAUGGGCUCAGAGCCAGGGUUGGGGGUUGGGCAGGGGACUAUGAGUGUCACAGUUAUGGAGGUAGAGAGUGGCAGAGCCAUUAUGGGAGCAGAGAGGUCCGGAUGGGGGACAGACAGGUGUUGAUGUCCUUGACAGUUCUGUGUGACACUCUGUUCGGUUCUUACUUAGGGCCUGUGUGCAGGUGUGUCAAGGCUUGGGAUAGCCACCAUGGUUUGGGGUUACGGCUAGUCUCUGAAUUAGCAUUUGGGUCUGUUUACAUGAGUUUGAUCAAAAUGUGUGGUCUGCGUAUGUCAGCCUAUACUCUUAUGUACGUGUGUCAACUGUCCAUGUGUCAGCCCGUCUGCUUAUGUGUUCGCGCCUUUAUAUCCAUGUUUUGAGUCAUUUAUCCACCCUGGUGUGUGUGUGUGUGUGUAUGUGUAUCCCUGAGCAGGCCUGGGUACCUCUGGACCAUAAUCCAACCUCCCUGGGGGCUCUGGACGGUCAGGGUUUGGAGGAAGCUUGCUAGGAGCCUGGUGGGGAUGGGGCGGAUGAUGCUGGGGUGGGGCCAGGGUGGGGGUGGGCAGGAGUGUGUGCUAAGGGCCUGGCACUGCCAUUUCCCUGGGCGGGCGAGUCUCAACAGCAGGCAGACAGGUGAGGCUGACCUGACAAGUUCUAGAGGCCAGGGGCAAUGGGGCGGAGCAUGGCUCUGACUUAGGGUGGCAAAAGGUUGGGGGCCCUGGCACAUCUAGGGCGGGCAGGCAGGCAGUGGUUCGAUUGGUGUCUCUCUCCUGCUGCAGCCAGCCCCAGCGUGCAGCCCAUGGAGCCUGCUGGAGGGUGAGGGCAGCCAGGUGGGCAGGCAUGUUCGGAAGCCUAGGGCCUGGGGACUUGGGAGCCCAGGGCAUGGCGGGACCCCUGCGGGGCCGGGUGGAGGAACUGAAGCGGCCAUGGUGGCGGGAGGCCUCCCCACUCGUGCUCCAGCACAGUGAGGCUGCCCGGCUGGCCGCCGACGCCCUCCUGGAGCGGGGCGAAGCUGCCUACCUGCGGGUCAUCUCCGAGGAGCGGGAGCUGCCCUUCCUGAGCGCUCUGGACGUGGACUACAUGACCAGCCAUGUGCAUGGGGGCCCUGAGCUCAGUGAGACCCAGGGACUGGAAGCCUCAGGGCCUGACCGCCUCAGCCUGCUCUCUGAAGUCACCUCGGGCACUUACUUCCCCAUGGCCUCCGACAUAGACCCCCCGGACCUAGACUUGGGCUGGCCUGAGGUUCCACAGGCCACGGGCUUCAGCCCCACCCAGGCUGUGGUCCACUUUCAGCGGGACAAGGCCAAGAACAUCAAGGACCUUCUGCGUUUUCUCUUCAGCCAGGCUCGCACGGUGGUGGCUGUGGUGAUGGAUGUGUUCACUGACAUGGAGCUUCUGUGUGACCUCAUGGAGGCCUCGAGCCGGCGUGGUGUCCCCGUCUACCUGCUUCUGGCUCAGGAGCACCUCAGGCACUUCCUGGAGAUGUGCUACAAGAUGGACCUCAAUGGGGGGCACCUGCCGAAUAUGCGUGUGCGGAGCACGUGUGGGGACACAUACUGCAGCAAGGCAGGCCGCCGCUUCACGGGGCAGGCCCUGGAGAAGUUUGUCGUCAUUGACUGCGAGCAGGUGGUGGCGGGCAGCUACAGCUUCACCUGGCUUUGCAGCCAGGCCCACACUAGCAUGGUGUUGCAGCUGAGGGGCCGCAUCGUGGAAGACUUUGACCGGGAGUUCCGCUGUCUGUAUGCUGAGUCUCGGCCUGUGGAGGGCUUCUGCGGUGGCGAGGAUCCCGUAUCUCCCAGGGCACUGUGUCCUCCCCCAGCAGCCGUGGGCUUUGGGCGUGGUGUGCCAAGCCCCUUAUCCUCCUCACCCUCCAGCACCAGCCUCAGCAGCGUCAAACGCUCACCUCUAAUGGGCCAUUCCUCUUACCUCGCUCCACCGGGAGAUGGUGGCUGCAGUGACAUGGGUAUGGGGUCCUCAUCCCUGGGCCCUGCCCGCCGCGAGGCCAGUGGCCAGCCCUCUCUGCAACGCCAGCUGUCAGACCCGAACCAUGGCUCCCUGCUAGGGCCCUACAGGUCCAAUCUAGGCAAGCUGGGGGUGUCCCCAUGGUCCCAGUCUUCUCCUGCCCUCAACCACAAUGGUGCCAGCCCCUUGACCCUAGCAGUGGGAUCACCUUUGCUUGCUCGCCAACGCCCCCUGCUCCCCUUCCCCCAGGGUGCUGUAGCCCUGUCCCGGCUCCCAGAGAAUGGGCUCCUGGGAAGCCAGGAGUGUAGACCCCAACGAGGUCGCUGGGUACCUGGCCCAGCCCUGGAGACAGUGGAGGAGAAGAAGGUGUCUCUGAGUCAGAGCCAGAGCCAGUUGGAUCUCCUCGUCCCCUUCCCCAGAGCCAGAGAAACUGGAGGCCCUGAUUCUGGGAUUAACCCCAACUCAGGCUCCCUCUGGCCUGGAGAGCAGGCCCCAGAGGACAGGAAGUUGUCUCCAAACCAGAGAUACAACCAGCUGGAUCUCCUGCCCCAGACCCAGGGUGCUGGGGGUACCCCUGAGUCGGGUUCCCCCAGACCUGGCAAUCGAAUCCCAGAGGACAAGAGACUGUCCUCAAACUACAGCCACAGCCAACUGGACCUCCUGGUACAGUCCCCCAAGACUGGGGGCCCCGGAGUGCCCCCUGAAGCCAGCUCCUCAGCCAGGGCUGGCAAGCAGGGUCAAGAUGAGCGACAACGGACCCUGGGCCACAGCCAGCUGGACCUCAUCACAAAGUUUGGCCCAUUCCGGGGCGAGGGUCCUGGGCCCAAUGGUCUCCCCAGACCAAGCCCUGCUCGAAAGGCUGGAGUGGGCUCUGGGGAUGAGAAGAGGCUGACCCUGGGCCACAGCAAGCUAGACCUCAUCACCAAGUAUCAUCAGUUGCAGGGCGCCAGGCAAGGAUCUGAGCCUGGCCUCCCUGGAGUCCCCACAGGUGGACAUCACAAUGGCAGUAACAAUGGCCUGUUUGGGGAUGAGAAGCGGCUGACCCUGGGCCACAGCAAACUGGACCUCAUCACUAAGUACAACAAGUCCAAGUUCAAGCUGCUCCGAAGCCGCUUUGAGUCCUAGUCCUGCUCCCAGCAGGGAUAUGUCCCUCUACCAUCUACUUAGACUCUAGAUUUACCAAGGUUCCAGACUCUGGGGUGCUCCACCAGGGGCUGCAUGGGGAGCAGAGGGUGUCUAGAAGCCCAGGUUAGACACUCACUGGGCUCAGGAUUGUUUAUGCACACACACACACACGCACACACCCAGAAAUGGAACCCACGGUACCUGCCAUUUGCUACUGUGCUGGGCACUUCACACCGGUUAAUUCUCAUCCUUCAUCCUCACAAUAUCCUACAAGAUAGACCUCUAGGAGGUAUACAUUUCUAAGGUCAUAGGUAUUAUCUUCUCUAUUUUAUAAAUAUGGAAGCUGAGGCCCAGAGAGUUUGAUGGCUUGCUUGGAGUCAGAUCCAAGUCAAUGGCAGAGCCAGAGCCCAAACACAAUCUCUGAAUCAAGAUUGUGUUUUUGCACAUGGCACACUAUUAUCAACUGUUCACAUGUCCAUGCACACAAAAUACACACAUCACAGAGAAGCCCCAAAUGCCUACACAAUACACUGACAGGGUUCACAUCCAUGAACUACACACCCAUGAUGCACAGUAAGUACACAAAGGUCCAUGUGAUAAACCCAAAUACUCAAAAUUCUAGUUACAGGUACUCAAUAAAUGUUAUAUGGCUAAAUGAAUGGCUACACAAAAUCCAUGCGUUCAGUGCACACAGUAGACCCCUCAGGAUCCACAGGUGAUAAAUAUGCACAUAACCACACGCACACACACACACACACAAAGAGGCAUGCACACCAACCAGUAUCUUCUUUGACCUAAGUGUGUACCUGGCCCUGUACUGAGCAGACCACAGGGCUGACAAGUGAAUCAGACUCAGUUACUGGGAGACAAGGAUUAAAUGCAUAAACCAUUGGCGGGCAAGACAGAGCUGUAUCUAACUAAAGGCUAACCAGUGACAGAAUGGUGGAGAAGGAAGGGCAGAGAGUGGUGGUGAUGGUGGAGUGGUGAGCAGUUUCAAAGGAGGCAGCCUUUGAGCCAGGUCUUGAAGGAUGGGGAGGAUUGGAUGGAUGGAGAAGAGGAAUUCCUGGCAGAAGGAAGCAGAUGAAGAGAGGUCUGGGGAGGACUGGAGGGGUGGGUCUGAGAUGAGCUGGGGAGGAUGUAGAGGGCAUGGAUACUCAGACUCUGACACACGCACAUGCUCACACAUCAUUUUGCUGAGUGUCCCUAGAAGUACAGGCUCUGACAGGUUGUACAUCCUUUUCCUGAGCUUACUACCUGCCUGGGACAGUUUACACAAUACAAAUCAAUAAAGGCAGACAUGCUAUGGCCCAGCAACAGCCUGGCGUAUUCUGAGAAAGGCGGGGUUAUGGAACUGCAUGUUGAGGGCUGGGAAAGGGCACCAUUCAGUCCAACUAUGGAGGGGUCCCUGAGGGAGUGUGGGUGGCUGCAGAAGGGCUGGGGGUGUUGGGGGAGGGGAGGACAGAGGCUCCAGGCCCCCUCUACUUUCAUUGUGACAUUCUUAGAGGCCCUGGGGCUUUUGUGGAGUCUACAAAAUGUAGAUUAAGUUCCUCUGAUCCAUGAGAGCUAGUCCCUUGACUGCCACCAUCUAUCUCGGGGGCAGAAAGUGGCUGCUGACUGAGUGAUCAAGCACAUGCAAGGCGCACACAGCGGCAGCCAGUCAGGACCCACACCGUUGCCCAUUUACCCUCCCCUCUCUCCAGUACCUUCUUCAGCCUGGUUUCUUCUACUUCGCUGACCAUGCCUCCUUCCCCAGCCUUUGUCCUGAUCUCAUUUCUCCCCACUGGACGGCUCCAUGGGUGACCUCAUCCACCCCAGGCUUCAGCCCCAAAUCUCAGUCCUUCACUCUCCCCUGGGCUACAGAUCUGGCCUGGACGUCUGUCUCGCACCUCAAGCUCGGCCCGUCACCUUCCUCACACCUGCUCUUCCUUCUUAGGCUUUACUUCAGUAAGCAUCUCCAUCAUCAUCAGUUCAUCGUGUCUCUGCAAGACAGCCCUGGUUUCUCCUCUCUUAUGCCUCGCAUCCCACCAGCCAGAGGUCUCGGUCAAUUUUAUCUCCUAAAAAGCUCCUGGAUGAAUGAAUGAAUGAAUGAAUGAAUGAAUGAAUGAAUGAAUGAAUGAAUGAAU
Ailuropoda melanoleuca (giant panda) is the source of this 5677-nucleotide messenger RNA. RefSeq names its product scaffolding CK1 anchoring protein C (gene SACK1C). The coding region runs from base 1308 to 3554 and encodes 748 amino acids. Lineage: Eukaryota; Metazoa; Chordata; Mammalia; Carnivora; Ursidae. The record is from RefSeq and is a predicted model, not a curated record. The transcript is spliced from 4 exons. Gene Ontology annotation, molecular function: protein kinase binding. Gene Ontology annotation, biological process: signal transduction.